Molecule: messenger RNA, 1601 nt
Organism: Asparagus officinalis (garden asparagus)
Lineage: Eukaryota; Viridiplantae; Streptophyta; Magnoliopsida; Asparagales; Asparagaceae
Product: putative F-box protein At5g55150
Exons: 2
Coding region: 94-1446 (450 amino acids)
Source: RefSeq, a predicted model, not a curated record
CAGAGAUUGGGUUCCGAACUGACCUAGAAACCCACUUCCCCUCAUCCUUGAAAGUCAUCGCAAUCCUCAUCAGAGGAGUAGUGUAAAAUGUAAAUGGCCUCAUUUGAUAGACUAACUGCCGAUCUCUUGAAACUUAUCACGGAAAAGAUAGCUGAUCAUGCAGACAUUCUUCGAUUUAGUGCUGUUUGUAAAGAAUCCCGCUCCGUUAUCAUGAAUAAUCUUCACUUGCUUCCACCAAAACUACCGUUGUGCCGAUGUUGCCUCUCUACUAAACCCCGUCCCUUACCAUUGCUAAUGCAGUGUCGUGAUAACGAGUGGGAAAACAUCAACUUCUUUUCUGUUUUGGACGGGAGAAAUCACGGGGAUUUUCUUGUUCCAGAAAUAGGAAACAAGUGGGUUGUUGGAUCCUGUCAUGGUUGGUUGUUCGUAGUGGAUACCCAAGGUCGAGGCAUUGAGCUCUUGAAUCCAUUAACGAGGGCCCAAAUCCCUCUUCCAUCCCUUGAUGCAUUUGAACAUCCUAAAGGCGGUUUCACAUAUGGUGAAUUCAAUGAUUUCGGGUUUGUAGAGAAGGCCAUUAUAUCGUCAGAUCCUUCGAGUAAGAGGAGAAACUUGGGUGAUAAUGAUGACCACAUAAUAGCCACGGCAAUCAUCUCCAAUUUCGGCGUGCUAUCGUUUUGUAGGGUUGGAGAGGACAAGUGGACCAAUGUAGAGGAUUCCCUGAUGCACAUCCAAGAUGUCAUUUAUUACCAGCGUCAGAUAUAUGCUGUUAAUGAUCUGGGGGUAGCUGUGGUUUGCGAUUUUGCAGGCGAGCAGAAGAUGAAACAAAUUGCAAGUGCACCACCCAUGCUUACAGGGGAGAGAUAUUUGGUUGAAUCAAUACACGGAGAUCUGUUGCUAGUCGCAAGAUUCUAUGAUUUACGAUACGAUGAAGAUGACGAAGACGAUGGAGAUGAAGGUGAUGAAGACGAAGGAGAUGAUGAUGAUGAAGACGAUGGAGAUGAUGAUGAAUGGGAUGCGGAUGACGGAGUUAUGUAUAGGACAACUGCUUUUUUGGUGUACAAGCUUGAACCUCUUGAUGAGCCUGUCGAGCCUGAAGGUGUUUUCUUCAUCACCCUCAAUGGGAUUGCAGAGAGAGGUAAAUUCGAGUUUAAAUGGGUUUUGGUUGAAAGCUUGGGUGAUCAAGCUUUGUUUUUGGGUCAGAAUUAUUCGCAGUGUGUACCAGCAGUUGAGUAUCAAGGAUGCAAGCCGAAUUGCAUUUAUUUUACAGAUCAUGGGUUGGGACAUAGGAACAUUGCAAGGGGGAAGGUGGCCGAUGGGCUGAUUGAUGAGGAUUCUAUUUGUGAUAUGGGCAUAUACGAUUUCGAAUAUGAACGCUUUCAAAGGUUUAAGAAACUAAAUGUCAGGUACCAGGUUCCGCCGAUUUGGAUCUCACCAAAUCCAUUGUAGAUCUUCAUAUAGUUUCUAGCAUGUGAUAUUUCUAUUUAUGUAGUGUAGUUAAUUUAGUUGGCCAGAUACUUUAGUCUUGAUUAUGUUCAGUGCAUGAAUUGAUAUUUAUUUGCUUUUCUGGGCAAUUGAUAAUGUAUGGUUGCCUUCCUUUAUUU